Messenger RNA from Contarinia nasturtii (swede midge), 1204 nucleotides. RefSeq lists its product as uncharacterized. The coding region runs from base 451 to 894 and encodes 147 amino acids. The record is from RefSeq and is a predicted model, not a curated record. The transcript is spliced from 6 exons. Gene Ontology annotation, biological process: regulation of synaptic transmission, cholinergic; sleep; positive regulation of voltage-gated potassium channel activity. NCBI's taxonomy places the organism in Eukaryota, Metazoa, Arthropoda, Insecta, Diptera, Cecidomyiidae.
AUGUGUAAGUUCGCUUUUAGAUACAUACGGUGGACAGAAAAUUAAGGGUUACUUUUUUAAAUUUAAUAAAAUUUGCUGCACGCAUAUCGUUUUCCAUUUUUUUAAAUUCUAAAAUAAAUCAAUGCUAAACACACACGCACAUCCGAAUAAUACGAAUCGCUUGAUAUUUAAUCAUACCGAAUUGGUAAAAGAAACGGAAAUAGACACGUUUAAACUGAAAACUCCGCUCUCGGCGAAUUGAGAACGAAGUACGAAGAUAGCUAAGUGAAUAGUCUAUUUUAAAUUAUUAUGUAAUGCUCUUGCAUAUACGUUCGAAUAUUCAAUAGUGACAUUACUAAUAAGAACCAUAUGAAAUACACAUUUUUUGAAUUCUUUCAUUAAAUAUUGACUGCUUUACAAACGGAUAUUGUAACAAAUUCUAAAAAUUUAUCGAAAUUUCGAGUUAUAAAAAUGCGAUCUCUGGAAGCGAUGAAAAUAUGUUUUUUCCUUAUUUCAUUAGUGUGUUUAUUUGGAGCCACAACUGCAAUCGAAUGUUAUCAAUGUAACAGUGAAUUUGAUCCAAGAUGUGGUGAUCCCUUUGAUCCGUAUUCAUUGGGAAAAGUAAAUUGUAGCUUAAAAACUCGCCUGGAACAUCUGCCAAAUGUAGAACCAGUUCUUUGCAGAAAGACUACUCAAAAAAUUUUCGGAAAAAUACGCGUAGUACGGGAUUGUGGAUAUUUGGUUUCGGACAAUGAUAAUAAGGGAUGCUUAAAAAAGUCGGGCACGUUUGAAGUUCAAAACUAUUUUUGCUCUUGCACGAACGACUUAUGUAACACGGCUUCAAUAAAAACUCAACAAUUUUCCUUGUUUGCGCUUUCGGCAGUGUUAGUAACUGCAAUAUUCCGAUUGCAUUAGAUUCUCUUUUUUCAGCUAUAAUUGAUCGCCGUAAAUUCGUUGAGAAUACAUUUUCUACAAGUAUAAUUUCUUCGCUUAACCAUCCAACUCAGAAGUGCCAACUCAAUACAUGAGUUAUCCAUUGCAAAACACAUUUACUUUUGUACUUUUAGGUCAAUCGCAACCAUCAAAAUCACAAGGGACGCACGAGUGGACGCUUCAAUUUGGACGAUUAAUCUUAAUCAUGAAAAUCAACAAACCAAACAAAUAAACAUAGGUAUCACAUAGCUUUAAUCAAAUAGUUUUAUUUUUUUCUGAAUGAAAAAGAAAA